Mucor velutinosus is the source of this 279-nucleotide messenger RNA. RefSeq lists its product as uncharacterized. The record is from RefSeq and is a predicted model, not a curated record. Lineage: Eukaryota; Fungi; Mucoromycota; Mucoromycetes; Mucorales; Mucoraceae. The transcript has a single exon. The coding region runs from base 1 to 279 and encodes 92 amino acids.
AUGCCUGAUGGUUGCUUCUUUGGUUUAUCAUGUCUGGUGGUUGCUUCUUUGGUCUCUAUCUCUGGCAGUUGCUUCUUUAAUCUUUGUCUGGUCUCUAGUGUCGCUCGUUCUUCAUUUUUCAGUGCUAUUGUUGUUGCUGCUGGUGUUGCUGAUGAUGCUACUGAUGAUGUUGCUGCUGGUGUUGCUUAUGGCGCUGCUGCUGGUAUUGCUGCUGCUAGCCCGGUUUUUCUUGGCCUGCUGUCUCUGUUUUAUGCCUGUUUUCUGGUCUAUCUCUGGUGA